CUGUUAUUUUCUUGGCUCUUGUACCAGCAAUGCUACAUUUCAGCUGCCUGGCUUUUUAUCUUCUAAUGUAUUUGAAGAUGAAGAUGAGGAGGAGGACCUUCCAAGCAGUUCACCGAAGGAAGAUGGUGACAUAUCAUCACUAGCAGAGGCCACUCGUACUUUAGGAGAGUCAGAAACAUGUGUUAUUACUCCAAAUGACAGGCGGCAUUGCAUUUUAGAGGAUGUGGAUGGUGAGCUUGAAAUGGAAGAUGUCUCUGGAAACCAGAAGGAUGAAAGGCCUUUUACGAGUGGUCCUUUUGAAGUGGAUGCACAGCAACAUUGCUCAGAUGGAGUACUGGAACCUGUAAUUGACAAUUCUGUUGUGCUGCCUCCACUACCAGAGGGUUCUCCUCCACUGCCUCCUGAUUCUCCUCCUCCACCACCACCUUUACCUUCGUCACCCCCACCUCCACCCCCACCUCCACCGCCAACAUCUCCAUCACCACCGCCGCCACCACCACCUCUUCCAUCACAGCCACCUCCUCCUCCUGUACCCCCUGCAGGCCCUCUUCAGUCACUGGUACUUCAACGGUCAGUGCCAACCCAACCUUCCUUGGUAUCUCAACCAAUUCUACCAUCUGUGUCAACACUACAGUCAUCACCACAGUUGGCAUACCCACCAGCUGUUCCUCAUGAAUAUUGCAGCACAGCCAGUGGUAACCAACUCACACAAAUGUCUGGAAAUACUCAUGGGAAUCAUAUGGAUGUUGUUGUAAAGAGUGAGUUGUAUCCACAGCAGUCACCUUGCUUCACACCUACAGCAGUUUGCAGUUCUCAACCUUCAGGAUAUAAUACAUCUAGGCAAUUGGAAUAUGGACAUAAGGACCUAUAUUUAAAACCCCAAGCUUCUCAACAAAACCCACAUUUUCAGCCAGGUAGUGCACCUUUUGCACAGAGACCUUUGCACCCGAACUUACCGCAAGCCUCUGGUCAUUUUUCUUUUGCAAAGCCUGCAAUUCAGCAGCAUCCUCAGCAUUCAUAUCCCUGUGCAUAUCCAUUGCCGUCUCAUCCUGAUGGACGAAGGCAAUUUGUUGGAGAUGAAGCUUGGAGGAUGCCCUCAACUGAAUUUAACACGGAUAAUCAGCAUGGUGCAUGGAUGAGCGGAAGAAAUCCUUCACAUGCUGGUCCUUCUUUUGGGCAGGACGGUUAUUUUCGGCCACCCAUUGAAAGACCACCUGUUAAUAAUAUGGGUUUUCAGCUUUCCUCUGCUAACAAUUUACCAGCUGGAGCCCCAAUCCCAGGUCAUGGUGUUUCACAUGUAUUGCCAUGUAGACCGGAUAUGUCCGCUCUUAAUUGCUGGAGACCAGCUUAAAAAUAAAGCUUAAGUAUGUUUUUCUUUCCUUGUCAUUUUUUUUUUUUUGAGCCAACUGAACUUCUGAGAAAGUUGUUGAUCCUUUCAAGAUAAAGAAGGUUCCAUAUUCCUUUUAAGAAUGUGACUUGAAGCUGGUGGCUUCCAUGAUGUAAUUGACCUUGUAAAUAUUGGGCUUUUAAAUGCUGGAAAAAUUUAGGGAUGUACCUUAUAGUUUAGUGAUAAUAAAAUUUUGUUUCAAAGAACCAAAAUGUUAAUGUGCUACUGCUAUCAUUCUUUAGUAUGGUGUAAUGUAAUUGACAUGAUGUGUGCUUGCGAGUA
Messenger RNA from Jatropha curcas, 1669 nucleotides. NCBI's taxonomy places the organism in Eukaryota, Viridiplantae, Streptophyta, Magnoliopsida, Malpighiales, Euphorbiaceae. The record is from RefSeq and is a predicted model, not a curated record.